Messenger RNA from Symbiodinium natans, 1140 nucleotides. The record is from the annotation of a GenBank genome assembly. Lineage: Eukaryota; Dinophyceae; Suessiales; Symbiodiniaceae.
AUGGCGGGGAUGCCAACUCAUAAGGUGAGAAAUGCUCACGCCAUGGCUCUCUUGGGCUUGGCGAAGCCGUCUGAGCUUGGACACUUGGAUGCUGACGACGAGUGUACCGACUCUGCUGAAGGAAGCUGCAGCCUCGCGGCGCUGCAGACUCGAUCGCUGGUGGCGCACGGCGUCGAUGUCGUCCCACCUCCGCCCAGCUCCGCAGCCAACUCCACCGGAGCACCUGGCCUUGUGCAUGCCAUGUACACCUUUGGUGCCGUGGCAACCAGCAAAACUCCCUUGCAAGAUCUUUCUCAACCGAGCCGCGCCUUCAGGGGAGUGCGCUGCUAUACGGAGACGAUCCUAAGCCACGCCACAAGGCAGACGGAUGUCGCAACGAUUUUCAUGGGCCUCUCACACCCGCUAGUGCCCACUCUGGCUUUGCACUGGAAGAAGGACUCCGAGUAUUGGCCGGGUGCAGGACGUCCAGAUCUCCCCAAGCAUGUAGAUCAGGGUCGGGUGGCCGACAUCGGCCUUCACAACAUGAAGAAUUACCUCGAGCGCCUGGCUGACCUACACCUGCAAGGAAUGCCUGCGAUCAAGCAGCGGCCCUUCCACUUUGCUUACUUGUUCGGCUUCAUGGCCUGGGGUGCGUAUGAGAAGCAGCAGGGAUGGUACACGAAGAAGGACAUGACCAUGAGCGAAAUCAUGGCUGCACACCUGCCGGGCUGGAAUCUGGUUGCACAGACCCAGCAAGACACCCUGGAGGCUGUGGACAAUAUCUGGCUUGCUCAAGACACGCAGAGCCUGGACUGUGUCAUUGCCUUCGAGGGCACCCACACAUUUGCAGAGUUCUUUGGGAACUUGAAGUCGCCCAAGAAUGGAUAUUGUGGUUUUCCGGGCGUCCACGCAGGCUAUGCAGACAAGCUGUUCUGGCUCAUGAAGUACAGCAUGCCCAAGCUGCGUCCGUUUCUGUCCAAGUGCAACAAGGUGAGUUGCACAGGCCAUUCUUUGGGCGGCUCCUUGUGUGAAGUCUUCGCCGCUUGCGCAAACUCAAACCGUACCAAUGACAAGCACUACCAGUUGCAGAUGUGGACGACAGGGACGCCCGAGCUGAUGCCAAAGAUCGAGCAGUUGGCCCUGUCCAGACAUCACAAGUAA